Molecule: messenger RNA, 1155 nt
Organism: Uncinocarpus reesii 1704
Lineage: Eukaryota; Fungi; Ascomycota; Eurotiomycetes; Onygenales; Onygenaceae
Exons: 3
Coding region: 1-1155 (384 amino acids)
Biological process (GO): regulation of dephosphorylation; regulation of signal transduction
Cellular component (GO): cytosol
Molecular function (GO): protein phosphatase 2A binding
Source: RefSeq, a predicted model, not a curated record
AUGCUCCAGAAAACCCAUGUUCAUUGCCUGUUGUUGUCCACCCAGCUCCUGAGAUCGUUUCCGAGUCUGAUACAACGCCCUCAGGCUACAAUGGAGGAAGAACCGCAGAGUCUGCAGGCUCUCUUCGCUUCUGCCAAGGCUCAAAAAAAGGCCGUGGAAACUGUUCCCAUCAACGAUCCUACUCUCACUGAUCGGUUCAAUUCGGCGGUCCACGCGUUCGAAGCUUGUCAGAAACAGAUCUCUAAGUUUUCGAUAUUUAGUUCAAACGAGUCCUUGGAGGAUAUUGCUACCGCUGACUUACAAUACGCGACUGUUGAUUACCUAUUUGCGGAAUUGCUGCAACGAUCGCAGGGUCCAGACCGUUUGAAGAACAUACAGCGCCUUCGUGAGGAAUACGAACAGUUUCUAAGAUUGUUAGAUCAAUAUGGAAUCCUGUCUACAACGGAUAAGGAGCUCUACGAGCGAUACCUUGAGUCACCAGACUCAUUUAGUCUUGCUCCUCCAAAUGAUGCCGCUGCUCGGAGGCAAGUCAAAAUCAACCGUUUCCGGGAUGAGAAGGAGUUAAAACAAAAACUUGAGCAUCUUUCCAGAAGCCAGCAGUCAAUAGAAAAUGAUGAUGAGAUUGCGCGGCAAUUAUACUUGGCAGAAGUCAACCUCUAUACACAUCAGACUUUUCAAUCUUUGGACAUGUUAUCGCAAGAAGUAUCCAUGCUGAAGCUUGCACUCAAGAACGCUUUGGACCAGUCACCUCAGCCUCCUCCGGAUGCCAGAAGGCGCGACGCACACGACACGUCAGGGUAUUCCGAUCGGCUUGACCUAGGGCUUUCUUCAAGGGGCCGUGGACAGGGGCCUCUUUUGAGAAAAAACGGUGUGCCGCUCCAACCUUUUGUGCUCACAAGCCGAAGAGCAGAGUUUCAAAAAGGGGUUUUCCGGCCUGGACAUAAUUUACCAACGAUGACUAUUGAGGAUUAUCUAGAGGAAGAACGGAGAAGAGGCGGAAUCAUCGAAGGCGGAGGUGAACAAUCUGGGGUCCCGAAAGAAAUCGAUGAGGAUGAUCUUGAGAAAGCGGACGAAGAGACUAUGAAAGCACGAGCAUGGGACGAAUUCAAGGAGGAAAACCCAAAAGGUUCCGGUAACACCUUGAAUAGAGGCUAA